Alternaria burnsii is the source of this 1857-nucleotide messenger RNA. Its product is annotated as phosphate permease. The record is from RefSeq and is a predicted model, not a curated record. Lineage: Eukaryota; Fungi; Ascomycota; Dothideomycetes; Pleosporales; Pleosporaceae. Gene Ontology annotation, molecular function: phosphate transmembrane transporter activity. Gene Ontology annotation, biological process: transmembrane transport; phosphate ion transport. Gene Ontology annotation, cellular component: membrane. The transcript has 5 exons. Bases 1 to 1857 code for a protein of 618 amino acids.
AUGUUUUCGUUUGGACGGGUGGGAAACGCAGCUUACCGAGAUGUGCCUGGAGUCUAUACCCAUAUCGCGGACCCUAAUGAGCGCCGGCGCAUGGCCCUCGCUGAGGUAGAUAAAGCACCAUUUGGAUGGUACCAUAUACGUCUAGCGGUUGUGACUGGAAUUGGGUUCUUUACCGAUGCCUACAGUCUAUUUGCCAUCAACCUUGCCGUCAUCUUGUUAGGAAUUGUAUAUUGGCAAGAUGACGAACACAAGGGAGUCAUGCCUCAUGAUGCUGAUACAGCGAUCAAAGUCGCGACAUCCGCUGGUGCCAUUUUUGGCCAAUGCAUCUUCGGAUACAUGGGCGAUCUGUUGGGAAGAAAGAAGAUGUAUGGAGUGGAGUUGAUGAUCAUCAUCUGCACAACACUUGCGCAAUCGCUCUGCGGAGAAUCAGCCACUGUUUCAAUCGUGGGUGUGCUCAUCUUCUACAGAGUUGUAAUGGGGAUUGGUGUCGGCGGCGACUAUCCCCUCAGUGCGGUCAUCACAGCAGAGUUCGCCAGCACCAAGUACCGAGGCGGUAUUAUCGCAGCCGUCUUCGCCAUGCAAGGCCUUGGCCAACUUGCAGCAGCCUUGGUAACCCUCAUUGUAAUCAUAAUAUUCAAAGACGAUUUAAUUGGAGUAGCCAAUGUUGGAGAAUGUGUGGGGCUGUGUGCCAUGCGUGUUGACAAAAUGUGGCGGAUUAUCAUUGCUUUUGGUGGCAUCCCCGGAUGGUUCGCACUUUACUAUCGUCUCACAGUACCGGAAACGCCACGAUACACUUUCGACGUGCUGUACGAUGUCGAGAAGGCCUCGGUCGAUGCGCGAAAAUACCGCUACGGAAAGCAAGGAAAUGUGGUCAAUCCGGUCACGCAAGCGAAGACGCGCAGUGAGAUGGCCAAAUACAAGACGCCGCGACCUACAUUGAUGGAAGUGCUGCGCUUCUACUCGCAAAAGAAGCAAGCUAUUCGCUUGUUCGGCACAUCCAUGUCCUGGUUCUUCCUAGACCUAGCGUUCUACGGCCUAGGAUUCUCCUCCGCUUCUCUAAUGUCCACGAUGGGCUUCGAUCAACGCGACAACCUAUACCUCUAUCUGCGCAACACAGCCACGGGCCAAAUCGUUCUUAUCUGCGCCGGUGCCCUGCCUGGCUACUGGCUCACUGUUUUCACUGUCGAUUCCGUUGGUCGGAAGCCUAUUCAAAUAGCUGGCUUUGGAAUUCUGACCAUCAUCUUCUGCGUCCUUGGCUUCGCCUGGCAGGGACUCACUAAAACCCACUUACUAGUGCUUUACGUACUAGCACAGUUCUUCUUCAACUUUGGACCGAAUGCCACAACGUUUAUCACGCCAGCGGAGAUUUUCCCAACAAGAGUACGAUGCACAGGCCACGGUUUCAGUGCUGGCAUGGGCAAGCUAGGCGCAGUGUUUGCCCAAAUCUUCUUUGCGCCCAUGAUCAAGAGAGGAGCUACGCACGAUAAUCCUACGCCUUGGAUUCAUGGUGUGAUGCAAAUCUUUGCAUUGUUCAUGUUCCUGGGCAUGCUGACAAGCUUCCUUGUUCCGGAAUCGAAACGAGCGAGGCUGGAGGAACUGGCAGGUGAGAAAGAAGAUGUGUAUGAGCUACAGGCUAGUCAGUGGCGGAAUCGUGGUGGCGUUGCCGGGAUGGCAAGUGGAGGGAACGCGGACGUAGAGAGCACUUUGAGAAACCCAUCAGUGGUCGUUGCAAGGGGAAGUGGAAGUACAGGUGCGAGAAGUGUUGAUCGGGGAAGCGAGGGAGGUUUGAGAGAAGGAGAUAUGGAGAAGAAGUGGUGGCGGUUCAGACAGUCGGAGAUGCACUCUCAUGCUGUUUGA